CCGAUGAUAGAUUCUUCUUUCUUCUGCUUCUGCUUCUGCUUCUGCUUCUGCUCCUGCUCCUCCUUUGUUGUUGUUAGUUUCUUUUUUUUCUCCCAUUAGACAAUCCACUCAAAACUCUCUCCUCCUCCAGACUCCAGCUUCCUAUUUCCUCACUUUCUAGCCGCUUUAUUCCGCUCUCUCUCUCUCUCUCUCUCUCUCUCUCUCUCUCACUUCUUUCUUUCUCUCAUCAUCCUCAUCAUCAUCACACUCUAGAUUUCUCUUGAAACCAAACUCGUUGCGAAUUAUAUACUAGUACGAACGAGCUGUUGUAUUUUUUUGUUUGAGUUUCCUGUUUUGGAUUUCGAGGAAUCUCACUUUGGGACUUUAAAGUUCCUGUUUCAAAGUUUCUACCUUUCUUUUUUUUUGUUUUCUUCCUCUUAUCUUUCGUCAUCUUUGAUUAAGUAGUAACCUCCCUUUGAUCUCUUCUUUGGGGGGUUGUCUAAUCUGACACGUUCCUCUGUCUUCUUGCUUUUCUCUCUUCUUGUUUCUCUGGGAAGCCUCUACAAAGGGAUAACACAAAAUAAAAAAUAAAAAUUAUUGCUUUUGGAUUUUCUUGAUUCUCUCUGAUUCGUCCCCUUUUGUACAGGGUUAUUUUUUUUGUUUGGUUCUUGUGAGGUUUGUGAAAAUUCUCCCAAUUUAUGUCUUAAGUUGAAUUGAGUUUGUAAAAAUCACUCUGUUUCUUUUUUUGGGGGUUGAUCCUGUUUUCAAGUGGUGGAUGAGUUUGUUCCAUGUACUAGGGUUUGGUGUCAAGAUUGGGCAUCUCUUCUGGAUGCUAUGCUGCUGGUUCGUUUCUUGGUUCGUUGAUUAUGGGAUCGAGGACAACAACAAGUCUGGUCUUCUAGUUGGCUCUGUCGGUGAUCUUGAGAAGACGAAGAUGAUGACUACGUUGAAGAAGAAGAACUUCUUUAAUAGGAUCUCCACUACCGGACUCAAGAUCCCCAGCUUCUCUUAUCACUUUCUUGGCUCUGUUAAAUUCAACAAGACUUGGUGGAGGAAGCUUGUCGUCGCUUGGGUCGUCUUCUGGCUCUUGGUCUCUAUUUGGACCUUCUGGUACUUUAGCUCUCAAGCUAUGGAGAAGAGGAAAGAGACCCUUACUAGUAUGUGCGAUGAGAGGGCUCGUAUGCUUCAGGAUCAGUUCAACGUUAGCAUGAAUCAUGUUCAAGCCAUGUCUAUCUUGAUUUCCACCUUCCACCAUGGCAAGAUUCCUUCUGCUAUUGAUCAGAGGACAUUCUCCGAGUACACUGAUAGAACUUCCUUUGAGAGGCCUCUCACGAGCGGGGUCGCAUAUGCUAUGAGAGUGCUCCAUUCAGAGAGGGAAGAAUUUGAGAGGCAACAAGGUUGGACUAUUAGGAGGAUGGAUUCUCUUGAACAAAAUCCAGUUCAUAAGGAUGAAUAUGACCCGGAAGCUUUGGAACCAUCCCCUGUUCAAGAGGAGUAUGCUCCAGUCAUCUUUGCUCAGGACACUGUUUCUCAUGUAGUUUCUCUCGAUAUGCUGUCUGGGAAAGAAGACCGCGAAAAUGUGUUGCGGGCGAGGAGAUCAGGUAAAGGGGUUUUGACAGCUCCUUUUCCAUUGAUAAAGACAAAUAGACUUGGGGUGAUCCUUACAUUUGCAGUCUACAAGAGAGAUCUCCCUUCAAAUGCAACGCCAAAAGAGAGAAUUGAGGCUACUAAUGGGUAUCUUGGUGGAGUGUUUGACAUUGAGUCCCUGGUGGAAAACUUGCUUCAGCAGCUAGCUAGCAAGCAAACAAUUCUUGUCAAUGUAUACGAUACCACCAAUCACUCCCAGCCGAUUAGCAUGUAUGGUUCAAAUGUGUUCGUUGAUGGGUUGGAACGUGUUAGUCUACUAAACUUUGGCGAUCCAUUUAGAAAGCAUGAAAUGCGUUGCAGGGCUGAAGCAGCAGAUGUUGCAAAGUCACAGUUCCUUGCUACUGUUUCACACGAAAUCAGAACUCCGAUGAAUGGUGUUCUUGGAAUGUUGCAUAUGCUUAUGGACACUGAGUUAGAUGUUACGCAACAGGAUUAUGUGAGAACUGCACAGGCAAGUGGGAAAGCUUUAGUCUCACUAAUAAACGAGGUUUUGGACCAAGCAAAGAUUGAAUCUGGAAACCUUGAGCUUGAGGACGUGCGGUUUGAUUUGAGAGGAAUAUUAGAUGAUGUCCUGUCACUCUUCUCUGGAAAGUCCCAACAAAAAGGGGUAGAGUUGGCAGUAUACAUAUCUGAUCGUGUUCCAGAGAUGUUAAUUGGUGAUCCUGGGAGGUUUCGACAAAUACUCACAAAUCUUAUGGGCAACUCCAUUAAGUUCACUGAGAAAGGACACAUCUUUGUAACUGUUCAAUUGGUGGAGGAGCUAUUUGAAUCUAUCGAUGGAGAGACAGCAUUGACUCCGGAAGGUACACUUAGCGGGCUUCCAGUUGCAGACGGGCAGAGGAGCUGGGAAAACUUUAAAGCUUUCAGCUCCAAUGGGCAUAGGAGCUUUGAACCAUCUCCACCUGAUAUCAACCUUAUCGUCUCAGUUGAAGAUACUGGCAUAGGAAUCCCUUUAGAAGCACAGUCCCGUAUUUUUACGCCUUUCAUGCAAGUCGGACCAUCCAUAUCCAGGACGCAUGGAGGCACAGGAAUUGGACUAAGCAUAAGCAAAUGUCUAGUUGGACUGAUGAAGGGAGAAAUUGGAUUCUCGAGUACUCCCAAGGUCGGGUCAACAUUCACAUUUACUGCUGUGUUUUCCAAUGGCAUGCAACAAACUGAAAGAAAAAACGACCCGCAGAACAACAACAACCAGCUCAUGUUCUCGGAAUUUCGAGGCAUGAAAGCUGUGGUUGUGGACCAUCGGCCUGCUAGGGCGAAAGUUUCUUGGUACCAUUUUCAGCGGCUGGGAAUUCGAGUCGAAGUAGUUGCACGUGUUGAACAGGCUCUACGUUAUAUGAAGAUUGGUACCACCACUGUGAAUAUGAUUCUUAUAGAGCAAGAGAUAUGGAAUAGGGAAGCAGAUGUGUUCAUUAAGAAGCUGCAGAAAGAACCUCUUGUCCUUUCACCUAAAUUGUUUUUGUUAGCAAACUCAGUUGAAUCGUCAAUGCCAGAUGCUUUUUGCAACGGUAUAGAUCCUCCAAUAGUGAUAGUGAAACCAUUGAGGGCAAGUAUGCUAGCAGCAACUUUGCAGAGGGGAUUGGGUAUUGGAAACAGGGAACCACCUCAACACAAGGGACCUCCUGCUUUGGUUCUCAGGAAUCUUCUCCUUGGUAGGAAAAUUUUAAUCGUGGAUGAUAACAACGUAAAUCUCAGAGUGGCAGCAGGAGCUCUGAAAAAGUAUGGGGCUGAUGUGGUGUGCGCUGAGAGCGGGAUAAAGGCAAUCUCAUUGCUUAAGCCACCCCACGAGUUUGAUGCUUGCUUCAUGGACAUUCAGAUGCCAGAAAUGGACGGAUUUGAGGCAACGAAGAGAAUACGGGAUAUGGAAGAGGAGAUGAACAAGAGAAUAAAGAAUGGGGAGGCAUUGAUAGUAGAGAAUGGUAACAAAUCAAGCUGGCAUCUCCCUGUAUUAGCAAUGACAGCGGACGUGAUUCAAGCAACGCAUGAGGAAUGUCUAAAGUGUGGAAUGGAUGGGUAUGUAUCAAAACCCUUUGAAGCAGAGCAGCUGUACAGGGAAGUGUCUCGGUUUUUCAAUUCACCUUCAGAUACAGAAACAUGAAAAAGAAAAAGAAAAAAAAGGAUGGGGUGUAAAGAAGUACGGCGAAGGAAACACAAAAAAAAACUCGUGUCUCCUUAGCAUCUUGAAGUAGUAGUAAG
Molecule: messenger RNA, 3819 nt
Organism: Camelina sativa (false flax)
Lineage: Eukaryota; Viridiplantae; Streptophyta; Magnoliopsida; Brassicales; Brassicaceae
Source: RefSeq, a predicted model, not a curated record